This is a messenger RNA of Drosophila serrata, 516 nucleotides long. Its product is annotated as calcineurin B homologous protein 1-like. NCBI's taxonomy places the organism in Eukaryota, Metazoa, Arthropoda, Insecta, Diptera, Drosophilidae. Gene Ontology annotation, molecular function: calcium ion binding. The record is from RefSeq and is a predicted model, not a curated record.
AUGGGAACGACCGCCUCACGUCAUUUGUCCACCGAGGAGCUGCAUCUCAUCCAAUCGGAGAGUGGAUUCUCAUUGCCAAGGAUCGACUAUCUGUAUGGUCAGUAUCAGUCGCUGGAUCGCGAUGAUGAGAAUCGUAUCCUGCGUAGUGAGAUGCUGCGCAUGCCCCUUCUGGCCGGUCAUCCGCUGGCCGAGCGAAUUGUGGACGAAUUGCUGAAUCCAUCGAUGGGGUUCCGUCAUUUUGUACGCGGCCUGGCCCAUUUCCGGCGCAGUGAGCCGCUGGAACGGAAGCUGGACUAUAUGGUGAGCCUGUACGAUGAGGAUGGUGAUGGAUUGUUGAGCAUGGAGCAGUGCCAGGAGCUAAUUGCCUGUCUGCCGGCCACACCACGAGAGGUCCGGGCAAUGCGUUGGCGUCUCAAGCAGCUUCUCACCGAGAAGACACAUCUAGAUGGCCAGGACUUUGCCUAUAUAACCCGUGGCCUGGAUCUCGACCAGUGCCUGUCGUUGCGAUUCUGCUAA